Molecule: messenger RNA, 447 nt
Organism: Diatraea saccharalis (sugarcane borer)
Lineage: Eukaryota; Metazoa; Arthropoda; Insecta; Lepidoptera; Crambidae
Source: the annotation of a GenBank genome assembly
AUGAUCUGGGAGCAUGGACUCGAGCUGAUCGUGAUGUUGACCAACUUGGAGGAGUAUUCGAAGGUCAAAUGUAGCAAGUACUGGCCAGAUGAAGUACGAGGAUCUAGAGCGUUCGGCGCCAUCACUGUGCACCAUGUAUCGGAAAAACGGUACUCUGAUUAUAUAGUGAGAGAGUUGAAGAUCGUCAAACAACCGACCAAUUCUGAAGGACAACCCAUCGUUGAGAACAAUGGUGUUGCCAAAAGGAAUGGUGAAUGCAAGGAUGCAUCGGAAUGUAGCGCGCCCACAUCGCCCAGGGAGGGCAAGGACGCGUGCGAGACUCGUAUCGUGAGGCAGUACCAUUUCCUCAUGUGGAAAGAUUUCGCGGCGCCAGAACAUCCACACUCCAUACUAAAAUUCAUCAAGGUCAGUCGAAAAUUCAUGACAUCACUCCCAUACGUACACUAA